Messenger RNA from Rana temporaria (common frog), 6161 nucleotides. RefSeq names its product solute carrier family 4 member 1 adaptor protein (gene SLC4A1AP). Lineage: Eukaryota; Metazoa; Chordata; Amphibia; Anura; Ranidae. The record is from RefSeq and is a predicted model, not a curated record. Gene Ontology annotation, molecular function: protein binding; mRNA binding.
UCACAUGUGACCGGAAGUGUGCCUCGGCUUUUUCCCGUCUGUUCGCGUCUCGUUUGGUGAGCCGCGCCGGUUUGAGCUGUGAAAGUGGCGCUGGAUACAUGGAGGCCGUUCGGCAUGAGCCCGAUGGUGGGGAACGGGCCCCCGGGGCCCUGGAGAAUGGGGGCGGGGCCUCCGGGGCCCCCAAUGAUGGCCAUGAGGGGCUCCAGGAUCCCAGGGCCGGCCAGGGGCCACAUGAAUCCGGGGUCGAUGAGGGCGCCUCUGAUUCCAGGGCCCGGGGUCCUGAGGGGCCCGGGGACUCCAACUCUGGGGGACAUGAGACCCUCGGGCAUACCGGGCCCGGCGCUGCUGAGGGGGCCGGGCGGGAUGAGGGGCCCCAGGAUACCAGGACCGGGGGGAAUGAGGGGCCCCGGGUUACUAGGACCGGGGGGAAUGAGGGGCCCAGGGAUGCCAGGACCGGGGGGAAUGAGGGGCCCCGGGUUACUAGGAGCGGGGGGAAUGAGGGGCCCAGGGAUACCAGGACCGGGGGGAAUGAGGGGCCCCGGGAUGCCAGGGGCGGGCGGAAUGAGAGGCCCCGGGAUACUAGGACCGGGGGGGAUGAACGGCCCCGGGAUACUAGGACCGGGGGGGAUGAAGGGCCCCGGGAUACUAGGACCGGGGGGGAUGAAGGGCCCCGGGAUUCCAGAAAUGGGCAGAAUGAGGGGCUCUGGAAUACCAGGACCGAGCGGGAUGAGGGGCCCCGGGAUACUAGGACCGGGCGGGAUGAGGGGCCCCGGGAUAUUAGGACCGGGCGGGAUGAGGGGCCCCGGGAUACCAGGACCAGAGGGAAUGAGGGGGCCCGGGAUACUAGGACCGGGCGGAGUGAGGGGCUCCGGGAUGUCACGACCUGCCACACCAUUGAGGGGCCCGGGGAGCCUACCUCCAGGAGCAGCCAGGCCCUCAGGAAUACCGGGCCCCACAGCGGCGACGACGAGGAACAUGAGGUUUUCGGGGUCAAUGAGGGGCCCGAUGUUUCAAGGGACAUUACCGCAGAGCAACGGAAUGCCAGGACCCAUGGCGCUGAGGGGCCCCCUGCUCCCGGGACCGACGGGGAGAGGCCCCAUGCUCUUGGGACAGGUCCCACCACGGAACCCGGGCAUGCUGAUCCCACCAAGGAGCCCACUGGGGAUGGGGUCCCAGAGGAACGGGCUGCCGGGGGGCUCAGCCCGGAUGUCGGCCACUUUAAGAAACCCAUCGCUCCCGGCCGGCCCGGCGGCCAUGAAAAGACCAUGGAACCCGGACAUGAACCAGCAGCACCCGGGCGGCCUCCUGUCCCAACCCCAGAUGGGGAAGCGGCCCCGGAUGUCGGGCCCGGGCUUCCCUCUGAUGCCUGCGGAUCGGCCCCCGCCAUUCCCUAUCGGGAGCCUCCCUGGUCAGGGCCGCCCGGGGCCCUUUACAGCCUGGAGGUACUGAAGGGGGGCGCCAUCCUGUCCACCAAGAACCUGACCGACGCCAGCUGGACCGUCUUCGGCCGGCUCCCCAUCUGCCACGUCUCCCUGGAGCACCCCUCCGUGUCCCGCUUCCACGCCGUGCUGCAGUACCGCCCCUCCCCCGAGCCCGACCACGAGCGCGGCUUCUACAUCUACGACCUCGGGAGCACCCAUGGGACCUUCGUCAACAAGGAGAGGAUCCCGCCAAAAACCUACCACCGCCUGAGGGUGGGCCACGUCCUGAAGUUUGGCGGGAGCACCCGACUCUUUAUACUGCAGGGCCCGGAGGAGGACCAGGAGGCGGAGUCUGAAAUGACGGUGACGCAGAUAAAAGAAGCGCGCCGACAGAGGGAGACUCUGCAGAAGAAGAUGCUGGGAGACGACUCCGAUGAAGAGGACGAGCCCUCCGAGGAAGGAAAGAAAGAGCGGAGCGGCACGGGAGCCGAGCCUGGCUGCACGUGGGGGAUGGGGGAGGACGCCCUGGAGGAGGAGAGCGAGGAGAACCCCAUCGCCUUGGAGUUUCAGGAAGAACGUGAAGCUUUGUACCUGAAGAAUCCCAAGAAAGCCCUGCAAGGCUUCUUUGACCGAGAAGGAGAAGAACUGGAAUUUGAUUAUGAGGAGAGGGGUCCGGCGUCUUGGAUCUGCCGUAUAAAGUUACCGGCAGACGAUCCCAAUGGGAAGCAGCUGGUAGCGGAAGUCAGCCAUUCCGGUAAGAAGAAGGAGGCGGCCAAUCUCUGCUCUCUGGAGGCGUGCCGCAUGCUGGAUAUGAGAGGCUUACUCCGCCAGGAGGCCGUUUCACGGAAAAGAAAAUCCAAGAAGUGGGAGGACGAGGAUUUCUAUGACAGCGACGAUGACACGUUCCUCGACCGUACCGGCGUAGUGGAGAAAAAGCGCCUGACCCGCAUGAAGAAGGCCGGCAAGAUCGAGGAAAAGCCGGAAACCUUCGAGUCGCUGACCGCUAAACUGGAGCGCGUGGAAAUGGAAAUUUUGGAGGUAGCGGCAAAACUGAGAACGUCUCACACAGAUGUGACUCCGCCCUCCGCGCAGGACCCCCUGGACGCCUUCAUGACGGAGAUGAGAGCCGGGAGCUCUAUGGACAGCGUGUCCCGCAAGAAGCUUCACCUGCAGUCCCUGGAGCUGAGGAAGGAGCAGCAAAGGCUGACGAGCCUGAUAAAGAUCGUCCAGCCAACCAAACUUCCCGAGCUGAAGGCCAACUCAGCGACCGAAGACGCCAAGGUGAAGAAGCUGACCUUACCCUUGUUUGGGGCCAUGAAGGGAGGAAGCAAAUUCAAGCUGAAGACCGGCACUGUCGGGAGAUUGCCACCAAAACGCACCGAUCUCCCGGCGAGCCUUUUCACCAUGAAAGACACAGAUGAGCCUGAAGAGGAGGAGGAGGAUUUGUUUUUUGUACCUCGAUCUGCCACUGAAGACAUCGGUUCCAGAAAUGUGAGGACAAAUGGAUGUUUUAACCCUUCACUUGUGUUCUUUGCUGCACAGGAAACCCGCGAAGGGGUGUGUUUUAGCGUUUAUGGUCCACCCAACCCCUCCCCCAACUUCUGAAUUGCAUCAUGUCUCUACACAGGUCUGCCAAUUAAGUUUUUUUUUUUUUUUUUUUUCAAGGAACGACCUAAAAGGUCAACCAAUGUAGAGAUAAAACGGCUUGGAGCUCCGCCCCGAGGAACGGAGCUCGUCUCUGCUCCAAACGUCAACCUGUACCAAAGGAAAAAUAUCCCUUGAGCCGCACAUCGUGACAAAUCUGCUAUAAAAGAGUGUGUGGGAAAGUCUCAGCUUGGGGGUCCGCCCAACGGUAUCAAGGCCGCAGCGAUCUCCAACUACGGCCCCCUCCAGCUUGUUGCGGGACUUCACGUCCCAUGAGGCAUUGUGAUACUCUGAUAUUCACAGGCAUGAUGGGAAUUGUAGUUCAUGAACAACUGUAAAGCCGUAGUUUGAGACCCCCCUCAAGGGGAUCAUGACUAACCUCCAGGGGGCGGAGCGAACUGUGGGGGCGUGGCCUGAGCCCAGGCUGAAGCUGGCGCACACACUCUUUCUUUCAUAGCAGAUUUGCAGCGAUGUGCGCCUCAGGGGGAAGUUUUCUUCACUACAGCGACUAAUGGUGGCCACACAUGUAUCAAUUGGAUCUUUUAGUUGAGACUUCAAAUCCAGAAGUUUCUUCAUUUGAUCAAUAUUUAUUAUUUAUUACUUUUUUUUUUUUUGUAAGGAUUGUAUAUUAAGGCGGAGCUCCAGCUUUAGUUUCCGUUUUUAAAAUAGUUCAUUCGGGAUAACAAACUAUUUCUCUUCACUGCUGGGGGUGUGCUGUAUAAACUGUACGUAGCCUCAGCUCAAAGGCAGGCUGAUGAUGUCACAACCUCUGACUCGGCCAAUCGGAGAAAGCUUUGUAUUCAUUAAUAGAAUACAAAGCUGCCUAUGAAUGGCUCAGGGGCACUCAGACUUGCACUAUCUUGUUCCAGGUGUGAGAUGGGAAGGAGUCCUCUCACCCCAGAAUACGGUGCUGUAUACUGUAUGUAGCCUGAGCUCAGAGGCAGACUGAUGUCUCAACCUUUGAUUCAUUGAUAGAAUACAAAGCUGCCUAUGAAUGGCUGAGGGGCACUCAGACUUGCACUAUCUUGUUCCCGGUGGUGAGAUGGGAAGGAGUCCUCUCUCUCACCCUAGAAUACAGUGCUGUAUACUGUACGUAGCCUCAGCUCAGAGGCAGACUGAUGUCUCAACCUUUGAUUCAUUGAUGGAAUACAAAGCUGCCUAUAAAUGGCUGAGUGCCGCUCACACUGAGGCUAUCCUUUUACGGGUGUGAGACUCGAAGGUCUCCUCUCUCACGUGGAACACAGUACUGUAUGCAAUCUCAGGUCAGCUCAGAGGCAGACUCAUGUCACAACCUUUGAUUCAUUGAAAGAAUACAAAGCUGCCUAUGAAUGGCUGAGCGCUGCUCAGACUGAGGCCAUCUUGUUACGGGUGUGAGACAGGAAGGUCUCCUCUCUCACAUGGAACAGAGUACUGUAUGUAGUCUCAGGUCAGCUCAGAGGCAGACUGAUGAUGUCACAACCUCUGCCUCAGCCAAUCAGAGAAAGCUUUGUAUUCAAUAAUGGAACACAAAGCUGCCUAUGAAUGGCUGAGCGCUGCUCAGACUGAGGCCAUCUUGUUACAGGUGUGAGACGGGAAAGUCUCCGCUCAGGGGCAGGCUAAUGUUGCAACCUUUGAUUCAUUUAUAGAAUACAAAGCUGCCUAUGAAUGGCUGAGCACCGCUCAUACUGAGGCCAUCUUGUUGCAGGUGUGAGAAGGGAAGGUCUCCUCUCUCACACUGAACUCGGUACUGUAUGCAAUCUCAGGUCAGCUCAGAGGCAGACUGAUGUCACAGCCUCUGACUCAGCCAAUCAGAAAAAGCUUUGUAUUCAGCUUUGUAUUAAUAGAAUACAAAGCUGCCUUUGAAUGGCUGAGCGCCGCUCAGACUGAGGCCAUCUUGUUACGUGUGUGAGACGGGAAGGUCUAUUCUCUCUCACACACGGAACACAGUACUGUAUGUAGUCUCAGCUCAGCGGCAGCCUGUUGUCGCAACCUCUGACUCAGCCAAUCAGAGAAAGCUUUGUAUUCAUUAAUGGAACAUAAAGCUGUCUAUGAAUAACUGAGCGCCGCUCACACUGAGGCUAUCUUAUUACGGGUGUGAGACGGGAAGGUCUCCUGUCCAACACGGAACACAGUACCGUAUGUAGUCUGAGGCAGACUGAUGAUGUCGCAACCUUUUGGUUCAUUGAUGGAAUACAAAGUUGCCUAUGAAUGGCUGAGUGCCGCUCAGACCAACUCUAACUUUUUUCCAGGUGGAGACGGGGAGAUCUCCUCUUGCACCCGGUAAACCGUGCUAUAUACUGUAUGAGGCCACAGCUGCACACCGUUUAUACAGCGCCCCCCAGAGGCUGCAAAUGUUAGUGAGGGAAAUGGUCUGUUUGGGCCAGCUUGGCCCGACUGAACUAUUGAAACUCAAACUAAAGCUGGAGAUCAGUUCAGAUCUAUUGGCCCUUUAAGAAGUUCUAAACACCAGAGGUGCUUCCUGGACUUCCCAGUCAUGUGAUCACUAUGAUUGGCUGUCGCAGUGAUCACCUGAUCAAGGACCCGACCUGCUGGCUAAGCUACCAGAAGCUGUUGGUGAUGGCGCAGUCGGUGCUUGGAGGGCACUUGAUUGAGCAUGCUCCCAGCACAAAAUGGGGACACUGCCCCCCCCCCACACACACACGUAGCCGCACACCAUAAACCCCCCACCAGGGAUCGGCGUACCGCCAACAUGGAGGGAAAUGUCGCCCUGAUGAGAUGCAAUCCCACCAAAAGGAUGCCAACGCACCGAGCCGCCGCCAGUCUCUGAAAACGUUUGUCGUCGGUUUCACAAGCUUUGUGUUUCGGGUCUUAUUCCUAAAGACUCGGCAGAACCUCUUCUCCCCCCAUGGACUGUCAGUUGUUAGAGUGGACAUUUUUAUUUUUGUCAUUUCCUUUUUUUUUUUUUCACCUUGUACAAUUUUGAAGCUGUAAAUACCUGUUUGUUUGUUUGUAACGUUGUUUCUAAAAUAACAUAAAAAAAAAGUGAUGUUGUUGGGUUAUCAGAUUUGGCCGUGUUACCUGUAGGGUUUUUAUUUCAUUUACUGUUUAGGUUUUUAUUGAUCAGUUUUUUUGCAAUAAAAUUAAUUGUGGAUCAAA